Diceros bicornis minor is the source of this 3802-nucleotide messenger RNA. It is a transcript of the gene LAMC2, whose product is annotated as laminin subunit gamma 2. Gene Ontology annotation, molecular function: extracellular matrix structural constituent. Bases 161 to 3727 code for a protein of 1188 amino acids. Lineage: Eukaryota; Metazoa; Chordata; Mammalia; Perissodactyla; Rhinocerotidae. The transcript is spliced from 24 exons. The record is from RefSeq and is a predicted model, not a curated record.
GGCGAGGGGGGAGCCGGCGGCGGGGUCUGAGUCAGGUAGAAGAGUCGAUAAAACCACCUGACCAAGGAAAAGGAAGGCACAGCGGAGCGCAGAGUGAAAACUCCCAGCCGCGAGGCGCGGGCAGCGACCCCUGCAGCGGCGGAGCGCGCCCGGCCCGGCCAUGCCUGCGCUCUGGCUGAGCUGCUGCCUCUGCUUCUCGCUCCUCCUGCCUGCAGCCCGGGCCACCUCCAGGAGGGAAGUCUGUGAUUGCAACGGGAAGUCCAGGCAAUGCAUCUUUGACCAGGAACUUCAGAGACAGACAGGAAAUGGAUUCCGCUGCCUCAACUGCAAUGACAACACUGACGGCAUCCACUGUGAGAGGUGUAGGGCAGGAUUUUACCGACAGAGAGAAAGAGACCGCUGUUUACCCUGCAACUGUAACUCCAAAGGUUCUCUCAGCGCUCGCUGUGACAACUCUGGACGGUGCAGCUGUAAGCCAGGUGUGACAGGAGACAGGUGUGACCGAUGUCUGCCCGGCUUCCACACACUCACUGAUGCCGGGUGCACCCAAGACCAAAGGCUCCUAGACUCCAAGUGUGACUGUGACCCAGCUGGCAUCUCGGGGCCCUGUGACUCGGGCCGCUGUGUCUGCAAGCCUGCUGUCACCGGAGAGCGCUGUGAUAGGUGUCGACCAGGUUACUAUCACCUGGAUGGGGGAAACCCUGAGGGCUGUACUCAGUGUUUUUGUUAUGGGCAUUCUGCCAGCUGCCGCAGCUCUGGGGACUACAGUGUCCAUAAAAUCACCUCUGCCUUCCAUCAAGAUGUUGAUGGCUGGAAGGCUGUCCAAAGAAAUGGGUCUCCUGCAAAGCUCCAUUGGUCACAACGCCAUCGGGACAUAUUUAGCUCAGCACGACGAUCAGAUCCUAUCUAUUUUGUAGCUCCUGCCAAAUUUCUUGGGAAUCAACAGGUGAGCUAUGGGCAAAGCCUGUCUUUUGACUACCGUGUGGACAGGGGAGGCAGACACCCAUCUGCCCACGACGUGAUCCUGGAAGGUGCUGGUCUACGGAUCACAGCUCCCUUGAUGCCACUUGGCAAGACACUGCCUUGUGGGCUUACCAAGACUUACACAUUCAGAUUAAGUGAACAUCCAAGCAGUAACUGGAGCCCCCAGCUGAGUUACUUUGAGUAUCGGAGGUUACUGCGGAACCUCACAGCCCUGCAGAUCCGAGCUACCUAUGGAGAAUACAGUACUGGGUACAUUGACAACGUGACCUUGAUUUCAGCCCGCCCUGUUUCCGGAGCCCCAGCACCCUGGGUUGAACAAUGUGUGUGCCCUGUUGGGUACAAGGGGCAGUUCUGCCAGGAUUGUGCUGCUGGCUACAAAAGAGAUUCAGCCAGACUGGGACCGUUUGGCACCUGUAUUCCGUGUAACUGCCAGGGGGGAGGGGCCUGCGAUCCAGACACAGGAGAUUGUUAUUCAGGGGAUGAAAAUCCUGACUUCCCUGAGUGUGCUGACUGCCCCAUUGGUUUCUACAAUGAUCCACACGACCCCCGAAGCUGCAAGCCGUGCCCCUGUCACAAUGGCUUCAGCUGCUCCGUGAUGCCCGAGACAGAGGAGGUGGUGUGCAAUAACUGCCCCCAGGGGGUCACUGGUGCCCGCUGUGAGCUCUGUGCCGAUGGCUAUUUUGGGGACCCCUUCGGGGAACGUGGCCCAGUGAGGCCUUGUCAGCCAUGUCAGUGCAACAACAAUGUGGACCCCAGUGCCUCUGGGAACUGUGACCGCCUCACAGGCAGAUGUCUGAAGUGCAUCCACAACACAGCCGGUGUCCACUGCGACCACUGCAAAGCAGGCUACUUCGGGGACCCCUUGGCUCCCAACCCAGCGGACAAGUGUCGAGCUUGCAACUGCAACCCAGUGGGCUCGGAGCCUGUGGAGUGUCGAAGUGAUGGCAGCUGCGUUUGCAAGCCAGGCUUUGGUGGCCUCAACUGUGAGCGUGAAGAAUCAACCAGCUGUCCAGGUUGCUAUAAUGAAGUGACGAUUCAGAUGGAUCAGUUUAUGCAGCAGCUCCAGAGCCUGGAGGCCCUGAUUUCGAAGGCUCCAGGUGGCGGUGGAGCCGUACCCAACACAGAGCUGGAAGGCAGGAUGCGGCAGGCUGAGCAGGCCCUUCAGGACAUUCUGAGAGAAGCCCAGAUUUCAGAAGGUGCUAUUAGAUCCCUCAAUCUCCAGUUGGCCAAGGCAAGGAGUCAAGAGAAUAGCUACCGGAACCGCCUGGAUGACCUGAAGAUGACUGUGGAAAGAGUUCGGGCCCUGGGCAGUCAGCAUCAGAACCGAGUUCAGGAUACUCGCAGGCUCAUCACCCAGAUGCGCCUGAGCCUGGAGAAAAGCGAGGCUUCCCUGCAGAACACCAACCUUCCUGCUUCAGAACUCUACGUGGGGCCAAAUGGGUUUAAAAGUCUGGCUCAGGAGGCCAUGAGAUUGGCAGACAGCCACGUUGAGUCAGCCAGUAACAUGGAGCAACUGGCAAAGGAAACUGAGCAAGCACUAUCACUGGCGCGCAACGCUCUGGGUGACGGAGGUGGAAGCGGCAGCCUGGACGGCGCCAUGGUGCAAGGGCUUAUGGGAAAAUUGGAAAAAACCAAGUCUCUGGCCCAGCAGUUGUCUAGGGAGGCCACUCAAACGGACCUGGAAGCAGAUGGGUCUUAUCAGCAUAGUCUCCGCCUUCUCAAUUCCGUGUCUCAGCUUCCGGGAGUCAAUGGUCAGUCCUCUCAGGUAGAAGCAAAGAGGAUCAGACAAAAAGCUGAUUCUCUCUCAAGCCUGGUGACUAAGCAUAUGGAUGAGUUCAAGCGUGUGCAAAGUGAUCUGGGAAACUGGGAAGAAGAAACCCAGCAGCUCUUACAGAAUGGAAAGAAUGGGAGACAGAAAUCAGAUCAGCUGCUUUCUCGUGCCAACCUUGCUAAAAGCAGAGCCCAAGAAGCACUAAGUAUGGGCAAUGCCACUUUUUAUGAAGUUGAGAAUAUCUUAAAGAAUCUCAGAGAGUUUGACCUGCAGGUCGGAGAUAGAAAAACAGAAGCUGAAGAGGCCAUGAAGAGACUCCCCUACAUCAGCCAGAAGGUUGCAGAUGCCAGUGACAAGACCAAGCGAGCAGAAGUAGCCCUGGGCAGUGCUGCUGCCGACGCCCAGAGGGCAAAGAAUGCAGCCAAGGAGGCCCUGGAGAUCUCUGGCAAGAUAGAACAGGAGAUAGGGAGUCUGAACUUGGAAGCCAAUGUGACAGCAGAUGGAGCCUUGGCCAUGGAGAAGGGGCUGGCCACUGUGAAGAGUGAGAUGAGGGAAGUGGAAGGAGAGCUGGCAAGGAAGGAGCAGGAGUUUGACAUGGAUACGGACGCAGUGCAGAUGGUAAUUACAGAAGCCCGAAGAGUUGAUAACAGAGCCAAGAAUGCUGGAGUUAUGAUCCAAGACACACUCAACGCAUUGGACGGAAUCCUACACCUAAUAGACCAGCCUGGCAGUGUGGAUGAAGAGGGGCUGAUCUUAUUGGAGCAGAAGCUUUUCCGAGCCAAGACCCAGAUCAACAGCCAGCUGCGGCCCUUGAUGUCAGAGCUGGAAGAAAGGGCACGUCGGCAGAGGGGCCACCUCCUUUUGCUGGAGACAAGCAUAGAUGGGAUUCUGGCUGAUGUGAAGAACCUGGAGAACAUCAGGGACAACCUGCCCCCAGGCUGCUACAAUACUCAGGCUCUUGAGCAACAGUGAAGCUGCCACAGAGAUUUCUCAACUGAGGUUCUUGGGAUUCAGACCUCAGGGCUCAGGAGCCCUCAUGUGGGUGGG